Messenger RNA from Cooperia oncophora, 486 nucleotides. The record is from the annotation of a GenBank genome assembly. Lineage: Eukaryota; Metazoa; Nematoda; Chromadorea; Rhabditida; Trichostrongylidae.
AUGCUAGAAACGCUGAAUGACUGGACAAGGUUCAUCGAUAACGGGGAUGGGGUGGACGUGAUUUAUUUCGAUUUCUCUAAGGCCUUUGACCAGGUGUCACAUAAUGCGAGUAAUUCGAACAUCAUCCAAAAUGCUAUUGAUGUAGUCAGCGCGUGGUCCAAGCGGUGGGGACUUCCGACUGAGCUUGAGAAAACAUCUGUUUUACAUCUCGGUCCUGGCCACAGCUCCUAUACCUAUCACAUUGACCGAACUGAGCUUAGGAAAGCACAAGAGAUGAGCGACUGUUGUUGUGAUGUGUCGAUAGACGUUCCGACAUGGGUACCAGCAGCGAUCGCGUUUGGCAUCUCUGUCGUGGUAGCGAUUGCAGUGAUUAUUGCUUAUAUCCUUCGCGAAAUGGAAAGAUAUAAGGUAUGCUGUCAUCCCGGAAAGUAUAUUUCGAGUAGGCAUGUCAACUUUCUAGCAGCCUACUUCAAAACAGAGGAAUAG